Molecule: messenger RNA, 1684 nt
Organism: Pseudonaja textilis
Lineage: Eukaryota; Metazoa; Chordata; Lepidosauria; Squamata; Elapidae
Source: RefSeq, a predicted model, not a curated record
CAGACUAGCUGAUUUAAUUUUGGUAUGAGCAGCAUUAAGGUUUCGUGUAAAACUGAACCUUCCUUAAAUUUCUUUUUUUUUUCCCCUUUCUUUCUUUCUUUCUUUCAGGAAAACCGACCAGUUCCGGAACCUGGUCCUAAUGAAGUGCUUUUGAAAAUGCACUCCGUGGGAAUCUGUGGGUCUGACGUCCACUACUGGCAACAUGGACGAAUUGGAAACUUCGUGGUGAAGUCUCCAAUGGUGCUGGGCCACGAAGCUUCGGGAACUGUUGUGAAAGUGGGCUCUUCGGUAACCAAGUUAAAGAAAGGUGAUCGAGUAGCUAUUGAGCCUGGUGUUCCUCGAGAAAUUGACGAGUUCUGCAAGAUUGGACGUUACAACCUCUCUCCGACCCUUUUCUUCUGUGCAACCCCUCCUGACGAUGGGAACCUGUGCCGAUAUUACAAACACGAUGCCAACUUUUGCUACAAACUUCCAGACAACGUCACCUUUGAGGAAGGAGCUCUCGUUGAACCGCUUUCAGUUGCAAUUCAUGCCUGUAGAAGAGCUGAGGUGACACUGGGGAGCAAAGUCUUCAUUUGUGGUGCUGGACCUAUAGGGCUUGUGACUUUGCUUAUCGCUAAGGCGAUGGGAGCAGCGCAAGUGGUGAUUAGCGAUUUGUCUGCUCCACGACUUGAGAAAGCCAAAGAAAUCGGAGCGGAUUCCACCAUCCAGGUCAAGGGGCAGAGCCCUGAGGUGCUAGCCAGGAUGGUGGAAAGCUUGUUGGGUUGUAUGCCUGACAUUACCUUGGAAUGCACUGGGGCCGAAUCCUGCAUCCAGACUGGAAUCUACGCAACCCGUUCUGGUGGGACUCUAGUUUUGGUGGGUCUGGGCCCAGAAAUGGUCACCUUGCCCAUUGUGAAUGCAGCGAUGCGUGAGGUGGACAUCCGUGGGAUAUUUAGAUACUGCAAUACGUGGCCCAUGGCGAUCGCCAUGCUUGCAUCGAAAAAAAUCAACGUGCAGCCCCUGGUGACCCACCGUUUUCCCUUGGAAAAGGCAGAGGAAGCAUUUGAGGCAACCAAGAAAGGGAUCGGGAUAAAAAUUAUGCUGAAAUGUGACCCAAAGGAUCAGAAUCCCUAAAAAAAGCCAAGCCAAGCCAUGGCGUCCCAUUCUAGUUUCCUGUUAAAGAAAGAAAGUCCACAGAGAAGAAAAUACAAACAAGGUGAAUCGGAGCCUUGCAUGGAUUGAUAAGGUGCAGUCUUGUCAAGGAAACAAACCUGAUGCAAAAUUAUUUGGAAAUUUGAUGUACUUCAACCUAAAAGGAGACCUUGAAUUUGGAUGAAUAAAUGGCCGCUGUCAUUACAAGUGAAAUGUGUCACUGGAACCUGCGUACAACUGUCAAAGGAGGUCUCCGUGUUUGAUUUUCACAGCUCUCUGGGUCCAAAAAAGGGGAGGGCAGGGCUUCCUAGGUCAGGUGUGAGGACUUAAGGUUCCACCUUAGCGUGCUCAUUUGGCAAACGUGGAUGUGUUUGGUCCAUCAGGAUCCAUUCAGAAUUUGAGAAAAGAGUCCUUCGUGAUCGUUCUGAUCCGCUGCUUGCAGACUUUGAAGCUACGACACACCCUUCCUAUCAGUUCAGAAAUUCCUGCAGGGGUUAGUAUGAAGUUCAGUCUAGACCCAAUUUACAUGGAGACAUAGGUACCUACCUAU